This is a messenger RNA of Raphanus sativus (radish), 1674 nucleotides long. Its product is annotated as cytochrome P450 89A9. NCBI's taxonomy places the organism in Eukaryota, Viridiplantae, Streptophyta, Magnoliopsida, Brassicales, Brassicaceae. The coding region runs from base 71 to 1582 and encodes 503 amino acids. Gene Ontology annotation, molecular function: iron ion binding; heme binding; oxidoreductase activity, acting on paired donors, with incorporation or reduction of molecular oxygen, NAD(P)H as one donor, and incorporation of one atom of oxygen. Gene Ontology annotation, cellular component: membrane. The record is from RefSeq and is a predicted model, not a curated record. The transcript has 2 exons.
UUUUUCUUUAUACGUUAUAUAAGUAGUAACUCUUUACCUUCUUUUAGGUUCACUUUGAAAGCAAGCAACAAUGGAGAUCAUCACAAUCAUCUUCCUCACCACCAUCUCUCUCAUCUUCAUCAAACUCAUAUUCUUCUCACCUCCCCACAAACUCCCACCAGGCCCACCUAGUUUCCCUGUGAUCGGAAACAUCAUCUGGCUCAAGAAAAACAGCUUCUCCGACUUCCAAGGCGUUCUCCGCGACUUAGCCUCACGCCACGGACCAAUCAUAACACUCCACGUAGGCUCAAAACCUUCCAUAUGGGUCACCGACAGAAAACUCGCCCACGAAGCUCUCGUCCAGAACGGCGCCGUUUUCUCCGACCGUCCUCUCGCUCUCCCCACGACAAGAGUCAUAACGAGCAACCAGCACGACAUACACUCCUCCGUCUACGGCUCUCUCUGGCGAACCCUCCGCCGGAACCUCACCUCCGAAAUCCUCCAGCCGGCCCGCGUCAAGGCCCAUGGGCCGUCGAGGAAAUGGGCUCUUGAGAUUCUCGUCGAUCUGUUCGAAACGGAGCAGAAAGAGAAAGGCUUUGUCUCCGACGCCUUGGAUCAUCUCCGACACGCUAUGUUCUGUCUGCUGGCUCUGAUGUGUUUCGGGGAGAAGCUGAAGAGAGAAGAGAUCAGAGAGAUCGAAGAGGCUCAGUACCAGAUGCUCAUAAGCUACACCAAGUUCAGCGUCCUCAACAUCUUCCCAACCGUCACCAAGCUCUUGCUCCGGCGAAAGUGGAGAGAGUUUUUAGAACUCCGUAAGUCUCAGGAGAGCGUGUUGCUCAAAUUCGUGAACUCCAGGGGGAAAGAAACAACCGGAGAUGUUCUCUGCUACGUCGACACGCUGCUGAAUCUCGAGAUUCCGACGGAGGAAGACGAAGGGAAGAAGAGGAAGCUGAGUGAGUCGGAGAUCGUGAGCCUCUGCUCGGAGUUUCUGAACGCGGCGACGGACCCCACUGCGACGGCGAUGCAGUGGAUCAUGGCGGUCAUGGUGAAGUAUCCGGAGAUACAGAGGAAGGUGUACGAGGAGAUGAAGAGUGUUUUAGAAGAAGGAGAGGAGAUCAGAGAGGAGGAUUUAGGGAAGCUGAGUUAUCUCAGAGCUGUGAUCUUGGAGAGUUUGAGAAGACACCCUCCUGGUCAUUACUUGUCUUACCAUAAGGUCACUAACGACACCGUUUUGGGCGGUUUCCUCGUUCCCCGCCAAGGUACUAUAAACUUCAUGGUAGGAGAAAUGGGACGUGACCCGAAGGUAUGGGAGGAUCCUUUGACGUUCAAGCCUGAACGAUUUUUAGAGAACGGGGAAGCGCAUGGGUUUGAUAUGACCGGUACUCGUGAGAUCAAGAUGAUGCCGUUUGGAGCGGGACGAAGGAUGUGUCCCGGUUACGGCCUUUCGCUGCUUCACCUUGAAUACUAUGUCGCUAAUUUGGUUUGGAAGUUUGAGUGGAAAUGUGUGGAAGGUGAAGAGGUUGAUAUGUCUGAGAAGCAACAGUUCAUCACAAUGGUCAUGAAAACCCCUUUCAAGGCAAAUAUGUAUCCAAGGAGAAAGUGAUGUUACUUUGGUUUGAAUGUAAAAUAUAUAAUUUGUCUCGUUCACAUAUUAUGUAAGUAUUACUAAAAACUAUAUUAUCACCCUUACCACAA